Messenger RNA from Polistes dominula (European paper wasp), 1869 nucleotides. RefSeq names its product transcription factor IIFalpha. Gene Ontology annotation, biological process: transcription initiation at RNA polymerase II promoter; positive regulation of transcription elongation by RNA polymerase II. Gene Ontology annotation, cellular component: transcription factor TFIIF complex; nucleus. Gene Ontology annotation, molecular function: RNA polymerase II general transcription initiation factor activity; TFIIF-class transcription factor complex binding; DNA binding. The record is from RefSeq and is a predicted model, not a curated record. Lineage: Eukaryota; Metazoa; Arthropoda; Insecta; Hymenoptera; Vespidae.
UGCAAUGCAGUCAGCUGGUCAAUGCAAAUACCAUCCGUGCAGUUGGAUAUAAUAACCUCAAAAAUAUUUCGCGUUUUCAAUUUUGUUUAAAGACAGAGUUAAACAUUUUGUAUUAUUUAAAUAGAUUAUAUUAGAAAAAUAAAAUGUCUAACAUCGCAGCACCAAAGCCUCCCGGAGUACCAUCCGUACAAGAAUUUAGUAUAAGAGUACCAAAAAACAGUAAGAAGAAACAUAAUGUGAUGCGUUUUAAUGCAACAUUAAACGUUGAUUUUUCUAAAUGGAAACAAGUCAAAAUGGAACGUGAAAAUAAUAUGAAAGAAUACAAAGGUGUAGAAGAAGAUAUGCCAAAGUAUGGAGCUGGAUCAGAAUUUGGACGAGAUGCUAGAGAAGAAGCUAGAAGAAAAAAAUUUGGUAUUACAAGUAGAAAAUAUAAGCCGGAAGAUCAGCCAUGGAUUUUAAAGUCAGGUGGAAAGACAGGGAAAAAAUUCAAAGGUAUACGAGAAGGUGGUAUCAGUGAAAAUGCUGCGUAUUAUGUAUUUACGCAUGCACCUGAUGGUGCAAUUGAAGCUUUUCCAUUACACGAAUGGUACAAUUUCCAACCUAUCCAAAGAUACAAGGCACUUAGUGCGGAAGAAGCAGAACAAGAGUUCAGUCGUAGAAACAAAGUAAUGAAUUAUUUUUCAUUGAUGUUACGUAAAAGAAUGAAGAAUGACGAGGAAGGUGGAGACGAAGAAGAAUUAAUAGAUGGUGGUAAAGGUAAAAAAUCUGCUAAGAAGGAUAAAGAUUUGAAGAUAUCAGAAAUGGAUGAAUGGAUAGAUAGCGAUGAUGAUGAUUCAAUGAGUGAUGAACAAAGUAAGAAAGAUUCUGAUGAAGAAGAUAAUAACAAGAAGAAGAAAAAAGGAAAAUUGGAAAUACUAAAGAAGAAGAAGAAGAAAAAUGCAUCAGACGAUGAAGCAUUUGAAGAAAGCGAUGACGGUGACGAAGAAGGAAGAGAAUGCGACUACAUUUCAGAUUCGUCUGAUUCUGAAUCAGAAUUGGAACAACAGAAGGAGAUCAAAUCUGUAGCAGAAGAAGAUGCAUUAAGAAAAUUGCUUGCGUCUGAUGACGAUGAGGAAGACGAAGAACAAGCAGAUAAAAAAGAAGGGGAUGAAGAUAAAGAUGAAAAUGAAGAAAACAAGGAAAAGGACGAUAAGGAUAAAGAAAAAGAUGCCGUUGGAAAGAAGGACAAGAAGAAAAAGAAGAAACAGAGCAAAAAGAAGGAUACCAAAAAAUCUGCACCUGGCAAAUCUUCCUCUAGUGAUUUUUCAAGUGAUUCUGGAUCAGAAUCUGAUACAUUAAAAGAGAAGGAUAUCAAAAAAUCAAAUAGUGCACACAGUUCAAGAUCUGCAACUCCAACAUCCGCAUUGACCAACACAGCUGAUUCAUUUAAGAGAAAACAAUCAGGUUCCCCUGAUUUAUCGCAAGCUAAAAAAUUAAAAUUAGAUAACUUUAAUCUAGCACAAGUGACUUCUUAUAUACCUGGCGCCAGUGAAUCUGGUAUUACCGAAGAUGCAGUUAGAAGAUAUCUUAUGCGUAAACCAAUGACUACAACAGAACUUUUGCAAAAAUUCAAAUCUAAAAAGACUGGUCUCACAUCUGAACAACUUGUUAAUAUUAUGACUCAAAUAUUAAAGAAGAUCAAUCCUACUAAACAAACUAUUAAGAAUAAGAUGUAUUUAUCGAUUAAAUCUCAAUCGAAUUAAUUAUCUGAUGAAUGAGAAUUAUUGUAUUAUAUUAUAUUAUAUUUUUUAAGCGUAUAUAUCUAUUGCUAUUUUUAACGAAUAAUGGUACUACUUUUAUACUAGAUAGGUGUAUAUGUUGUUAUAAUGA